Fusarium sp. VM40 is the source of this 669-nucleotide messenger RNA. The record is from the annotation of a GenBank genome assembly. Lineage: Eukaryota; Fungi; Ascomycota; Sordariomycetes; Hypocreales; Nectriaceae.
AUGGCUCAACAGUACUCUCAGGGACCUAACGUCCAGAACCAGGAAUGGCAGAACAACCUUUGCGAUUGCUCGCCUUGCGACUCUUGCAUGCUCAGCACAUGCUGCCCUUGUAUUCUUCUGGGUAAAACCUCCGACCGUAUGAGAGAUCCUACCAUGCAGACUGCCGAUACCUGCAACAGCGACACCCUUAUAUUCUGUGCUAUCCAAUGUGUGACUGGAUGUGGUUGGAUUUACUCCAUGAUGAAGCGCGGUGAGAUCCGUGAGCGAUUCGGCAUCAAGGGCAGCGGCAUGAACGAUUGCUGUGUCAGUUACUGGUGUCUAUGCUGUGCUCUUAUUCAGCAGGACAACGAAGUCAAGGGCCGUCUUUCUCACGGGCCCAUCACACAGGGCUAUCAAGCUCAGAAGGAGGGUAUGCACAUGCCUACCUCUGCUCCUCCUCCUCAGCAGCAGCAGCAGUACCAGGAUCAGAAGCCUCAACCUCACCAUCAUCCUGAGCAGCAGAUGCACCCUCAGCAUCAAAUGCACCAACAACAGCAAAUGCAUGCUCAACAGCAAUCCCCUCACCCCGAUUACCAGCUCCCUCAGCACGGUCACCAGUCUCCUCCACCUCAGGGAGCGUACCCUCCUCAACAGACUUACAAUCCUCAUCAGCCUCAGCCCCAGUAUUAA